Messenger RNA from Cylicocyclus nassatus, 756 nucleotides. The record is from the annotation of a GenBank genome assembly. NCBI's taxonomy places the organism in Eukaryota, Metazoa, Nematoda, Chromadorea, Rhabditida, Strongylidae.
AUGGCUUUGAUGUACGCGCGCAGGGAAAAGACACAUAUAAAACGCCGUCAUUAUGGAGGAUACGGUAUUCCCUAUUCGCCUGCGACCGCUCCAGUUGUUACACGGACGAUACAUGAGCCCGAACCAGUAUGGGGACCGGAACCAGAACGCGUAGUGGUUGUUGUCCAUCAUCACCACCACCACCGCCCUCCUCCUCCGCCUCCUCCACCACCGCCACCUCCGCCGCCACCACCUCCUCCACCGCCACCACCGCCACCACCUCCACCACCUCCUCCACCGCCACCACCACCCCCUCCGCCUCCACCACCGCCUCCACCACCUCCUCCACCGCCACCACCACCGCCACCACCUCCACCACCUCCUCCACCGCCACCACCACCGCCACCACCUCCACCACCUCCACGAAAGCAGCGUCAAGAUUCAGAAAGAUACGGUGUUCCUGACCUGAGAACCUUUACAACAACAAGACCAAUAAUACAGGAAGCAAGUCCUGCAUGGGUUGCAGAACCGAUGCAAGAAGCAGCCCCUAUAUGGAUUGAAGAGGCAGAUGAAGGAUCAGAUGAGGGAUCAGACGAAGAACAUGGGGAGCCAAAUCGCAUGGUUUUUCUCGUCCAGCAGCCUAAACCACAAUCACCAUUACUAUACCCAAUUCAUCCGCCUUCAACCGUUCCUUUUUAUUCUCCUACAGUUCACUACGUUCCUCCACUUCCUUACUGUUGUCUGUUAAGCCCCUACCCCUUACUCCCUUACUACUGA